Athene cunicularia (burrowing owl) is the source of this 2688-nucleotide messenger RNA. It is a transcript of the gene CHRD, whose product is annotated as chordin. The record is from RefSeq and is a predicted model, not a curated record. The transcript has 18 exons. NCBI's taxonomy places the organism in Eukaryota, Metazoa, Chordata, Aves, Strigiformes, Strigidae. The annotation marks the transcript as partial. Gene Ontology annotation, molecular function: protein binding.
GUAGUGCCAGGGGAGCGGGGGCCGGAAAGGGGGGUCCUUGCUCACCCCCUGGGUACCCACAGGCUGGGGCGGCCGAGCCGGGUGCGUUUCAGUGACCCCGAGGGCAACGUGCUGUUUGAACACCCCGUGCAGAAGAGCGCUGCCCCUGAGGAUGGCAUGCUCUGCGGGAUGUGGAGGACGGUGUCCAAGGCCAACGUCCAGUUGCUGCGGGGGGAGCAGCUCCGCGUGUCCCUCAUCACCCGGGCGCAGCCCUCUGGAGAGGUCCAUGGGCACAUCCUCAAGCACCGGGCGCUCUUCGCAGAGACCUUCGGUGCCAUCCUGACCUCGUCGGACCCCACACACCUGGGUGCCGGGGGCAUGGCCAUGCUGACGCUGAGCGACACUGAGAACAACCUGCACUUCAUCCUCAUGGCCCGGGGGCUGCUGGAGCCUGGCGCCGGGGAAUCCCCCCGGGUCCCGCUGCGGGUCCGCAUCCUGCACCAGGGCCAGACUCUGCGGGAGAUCCGUGCCAACAUCACCGUGGAGGACCCCGACUUUGCAGAGGUGCUGAGCGAGCUGUCUGCCCACGAGCUGCAGUGGCUGGUGCAGGGGCAGCUCCACAUCGUGGCCGAGACGGAGGGCCGGCACGCGCGCCAGCUGGCAGGCACCAUCACCACCCGCCGUAGCUGUGACACCAUCCAAAGCGUGCUGUGUGGAGCGGACGCCUUGCUGCCCACCAAGACAGGUGCCGUGGGCUCAGCCAAGCUGGCACUUCAUGAGAAUGGCACCCUGGAGUACCAGGUACAGGUGGUGGGUACUGCCAGUGAAGUGGUGGGCAUCACACUGGAGACCAAACCCCGGCGGAAGAGCAAGAGAAACAUCCUGUUUGACAUGACACCCAGCUACAAGGAUGGGCUGGCCCAGGGCACCUGGCAGAGCCCCAGCGCCCGUGAUGCCCACAUGCUGCUGCAGAACGAGCUCUUCCUCAAUGUGGCCACCAAGGACUGGGCGGAGGGCGAGCUGCGGGGCCAGGUCAUCUCCCUGCCCUACAGCGGGCUGCUCGCCCGCUACACAGAGAUGCCCGUGGCACUGGCGGGGCAGCUGGUGUCCCCCCCAGUGGGCAGCGGUGCCGGGGGGCACGCCUGGCUCUCACUGGAUGAGCACUGCCACCUGCACUAUGAGAUCUCGGUGGCGGGGCUGGGCCGCCCGGCCGACGGCACCGUCAGCGCCCACCUCCAUGGGGUGGCUGAGCUGGGUGAGAUGGGUGCCCGUCCCCACCAGCACAAGCGUCUGCUCAAGGGCUUCUACAGCACCGAGGCUCAAGGGGUGGUCAAGGACCUGGAUGCCGACCUGCUGCAGCACCUGGCACAGGGCACUGCUUUCUUGCAAGUCAGCACCAAAGCCCACCCCCAUGGGGAGAUGCGGGGACGGGUGCACAUCCCCAACCAGUGCCAUGCAGGAGGGACCCGCCUGGCCCCAGGUGAGGCCGAGCUCUCCGAGGACAUCAAGACCAGGGAUCUGGAGCAGCUGAAGAAGGACCCCAACUCCUGCUUCUUUGAGGGGCAGCACCGGGCUCAUGGCACCCGCUGGGCACCCGACUAUGACAGGAAGUGUUCCAUCUGCAGCUGCCAGAAGCGCACGGUGAUCUGUGACCCCAUCCUGUGCCAGCCCCUCAACUGUACCCACCAGGUGCACCCCGAGGAGCUGUGCUGCCCUGUCUGUGAAGAGAAGAAGAUGGAGCAGGAGGAGCUCAAGCUGGAGCGGGCACGGGACAGUAGCGAGGGCUGCUACUUUGACGGGGACAAGACGUGGCGAGGCUCUGGCACCCGCUGGCACCCUGUCGUGCCACCCUUUGGCCUCAUCAAAUGUGCCAUUUGCACCUGCAAGGGCACCACGGGCGAGGUGCACUGUGAGAAGGUGCAGUGCCCGCGGCUCACCUGUGCCAACCCGGUGCGCGCCAGCCCCUCCGACUGCUGCAAGCAGUGCCCAGUCCCAGAGAAGAGCAUCCCUGAGCUGGCCGACACCAUGCAGGCGGACGGGCCGCGGGCAUGCCGCUUUGGCCGCCGCUGGUACCUCAACAACGAGAGCUGGCACCCCUCCGUACCCCCCUUCGGAGAAAUGAAGUGUAUCCUGUGCUGGUGUGUGGCGGGGGAAACACACUGCCAGCGCCAGGAGUGCCCGCCGGCCGCCUGCGCCGGCCCCCCCAGGAGGGACAACCCCUGCUGCGCCAAGUGCCGUGCCCCGGAUGCCCCCCCAGAUGUGCGGGAGAAGGUCCACGAUGCCAGGACAGAGGUGUGGAGCCGCUGAGCAGUGACCGCUGCCCAGAGCGGGGCGAGCGCGCAGCGAGGCCGGGUGGCCGUGAGGGGGUCCCUGCCACCCAUCACCCCCGCACAGGAUGGGGGGCACAGAGGAGCACAGCGGGGUGGAUGUGGCCAGGCGCCCAGCCUGGGCACCCCGUCUCAGCACGGCCGCGAUGCCAGGGCUGCCCUGCCCGCUCAUGCCAGCGGGCAGUGGCCGGGCUGGCAGAGGCUGGGGCACCCCUGCCCUCCCGCUCCCAGCCCCCCUGGCCGGCGGGCACAGUGGGCAUCACGCCUGCCUUGUACAUAGUGUAAAAUCUCUCUGGCCCCUGUCUCGCCUGGGCUCGUCACAUAAUUUAUGGUGCCUGUGGACGGGGGUCACGAUGUAUUUAUUAAAAACAGAGAUAUUGCC